Molecule: messenger RNA, 231 nt
Organism: Funneliformis caledonium
Lineage: Eukaryota; Fungi; Glomeromycota; Glomeromycetes; Glomerales; Glomeraceae
Source: the annotation of a GenBank genome assembly
AUGCUCAAAGACAUGAUAAAUGAACUCGCAAGCAAAUGCAACAUGAAAGAAGAUAUUGUAAGAAAAUUACAAGUAGCUGGGAUUCUCCAAGGAGCAAAUAUGAUGCAAGUUAUUACUGCUGAUCUUCCGAUGGGUUAUGUUACUCGUAUCCGUCGUCGAAAAUUUUAUGAGGUUUCUGAUUGUUUAAACAGGAAUCAACCACUUGCAUACAUUAUAAUGGAUGUUUUAUUU